This is a messenger RNA of Athene cunicularia (burrowing owl), 2125 nucleotides long. It is a transcript of the gene IDS, whose product is annotated as iduronate 2-sulfatase. The transcript has 9 exons. The coding region runs from base 307 to 2004 and encodes 565 amino acids. The record is from RefSeq and is a predicted model, not a curated record. NCBI's taxonomy places the organism in Eukaryota, Metazoa, Chordata, Aves, Strigiformes, Strigidae. Gene Ontology annotation, molecular function: iduronate-2-sulfatase activity.
GAAGCCCCGGCUGCAGCUUGAGAGGCUCCUGCCGCGGGCGCCUGCCCCAGCCUGGGCGCUGUUUGAGCCGUAGUACAGCUGGGCACCUGAAGAGGGCGUUGUAAAAAGUAGAUCCGUAAUUAAUUUUUUUAAAUGUGUUCUUUUUAUCCCUUUGGAGCAGGAGCAUAUAGCAUAGCAGUUCCCAAGCUUUGCCUGUAGCUUAACGCCCCUCUCAGAGCUUGCGGGCUGUAGAAUUCAGUAGUAGGUAGAGCUAUAAAAUACCACUUUAUUUCACACACCCUUCUGUAGCCAGCUGGAGAAAAUACCAUGGGAGGAAGUGGUGAGAUAGGAAGGGAAGGGAAAGCCGCUGUAGUUCUGUCUAGGCAGAACAAGAACUCUGGUGUGUUGGAAGACUUAAUCCCAGUAUUUACGUUUCCUCACAAAGAUCAUAUGAAUAUCCUGCUUAUAGUUGUGGAUGAUCUGCGUCCUGUUUUGAGCUGUUACGGAGAUAAACUUGUGAAAUCUCCAAACAUUGAUCAACUUGCUUCUCACAGUGUUGUGUUCAGCAAUGCAUAUGCACAGCAAGCCGUGUGUGCUCCCAGUAGAGUGUCAUUUCUUACUGGACGCAGACCUGAUACUACCCGACUGUAUGAUUUCUACUCCUACUGGAGAGUACAUGCAGGAAACUAUUCCACGAUGCCCCAGUAUUUCAAGGAGAAUGGCUACAUGACCUUAUCUGUGGGGAAAGUCUUUCAUCCUGGGGUUUCAUCCAAUUACAGUGAUGACUAUCCAUACAGUUGGUCCAUUCCACCCUUUCAUCCUUCAGCUGAAAAAUAUGAAAAUUACAAGACUUGUAGGGGAAAAGAUGGAAAACUUUAUGCUAACUUGGUGUGCCCAGUGGAUGUGACAGAAAUGCCCAGUGGUACUCUGCCUGACAUUCAGAGCACUGAAGAGGCCAUACGCUUACUGAAUGCUGUGAAAACCAACAAGCAAAAAUUCUUCCUGGCUGUCGGUUACCACAAACCACAUAUCCCACUGAGGUACCCACAGGAAUUUCUCAAGUUGUACCCCUUGGAAAACAUCACAUUAGCCCCAGAUCCCUGGGUGCCUGAGAAACUGCCUUCUGUGGCGUACAACCCCUGGACGGAUAUCAGACAGAGGGAUGAUGUGGAAGCAUUAAAUGUUAGUUUCCCUUAUGGACCACUUCCAGAUGACUUCCAGCGGCAGAUUCGUCAGAGCUAUUAUGCAGCAGUUUCUUACGUGGAUACACAAGUUGGCCUGCUCUUGAAUGCUUUGGAUGACGUAGGACUCUCAAACAACACGAUAGUAGUUUUUACUGCUGAUCAUGGAUGGUCGCUGGGAGAACAUGGUGAAUGGGCAAAAUACAGCAAUUUUGAUGUUGCUACCCGUGUGCCACUGAUGUUUUAUGUCCCAGGAAUGACUACUUCCUCUGUUAAUCAAGGAGGGAGGGUCUUCCCCUACCUUGACCCUUUUAGCCAUAUUUUGGGUUUGGUACCUCAAGGGCGAAGAAAAGAGGUGGUAGAGCUUGUGUCUCUGUUUCCAACACUUGCUGAACUUGCUGGCCUGCAAGUUCCUCCGGUGUGCCCAGAGACUUCGUUUCAUGUUGCACUGUGCACUGAGGGGGCGAGCAUUGUCCGAUACAUUAAUGCCUCCAAAGAGAAGGUGGAGGAAGAGGAGGGUGGGUGUGAUGACACUUACAGGUGUUUUAAUGAGGAACCUGUUGCUUUGAGCCAAUACCCUCGGCCUGCAGACACUCCUCAGUGGAACUCUGACAAGCCAAAGCUGAAAGACAUCAGAAUCAUGGGCUAUUCCAUGCGUACAGUUGCCUGCAGGUAUACUGUAUGGGUUGGGUUUAACCCCAGCAACUUCAGUGCUGACUUUGAGGAUGUCCACGCGGGAGAGUUGUACAUGGUGGAGACAGAUCCAAACCAGGAUUAUAACAUCUAUAACAAUACCUCACAUGGUGUUUUUUUCAAAAAAAUCCUUGGCUUGCUGAAGCACUAGGGUUCAGAAACUUCUCUGUGCGUGUUCUUGCGACUAAAGUAACCAUUCCUUUUUUUGUAUAAAAGCUUUCUGUUGUACAGAAAACACUUGGAUUGAAUUAAAUCCUGUUUGUAUCAAAACA